UUUAACGUGCGUUUUUUCAGACUAGUAUUGUUACUAUUAUAAUAAUAGUCUAAUAUAUCCAAUAUAUUGUCUAUUAUUAUCACCAUCAUCAGGUAGUGGUAUAAAAUGAACUCCGAAAUUGAAGUCGCACUACCUUACAAGAAGAAGCUGUGUAGUAACUUCACGAAAGGGUCUUGCAUCGCCGGACAAGACUGUACGUUUGCUCACGGACAACGAGAACUGAGGAGUUUUGAGAACCCAAUCUACAAAUCGAUGCUGUGUACUUCGUACGAACAGGGAGGUAUUUGUCAGAUGGGCAAUGACUGUCUGCUGGCGCAUGGGGAGGGGGAACUGAGGGCUGAUGACGUUGUCACCUCAAUGGGCGGGGCGAGUCAGGAUGAGAAUGUUCCCCCUGUGGGGGCAAAAGGAGGUCAAACUGGACAAACGAAGAAGGGACAGUACAAGAGUGCUCUAUGCAUCCACUUCGUGAAACACGGCAGCUGCAACAUGGACACUAACUGUCAGUUUGCCCACGGGAAGGAAGAACUAACCAACACUUCUCCACCAGACACAAAUGACCCCAAAUACAAGACUAAAUUGUGCAUCCCAUUCGAACAGGAGAAUUUCUGUCCUAAUGGGGACUACUGUGUGUUUGCCCAUGGAAAUGGAGAGCUCAAAAGCUUACCCGAGGAUGACAAGAAGGGCAAGGCAGCUGCUCUUUACAAGACUAGUCUGUGCAACAACUUCAUUAACCUAGGACUGUGCCCCAGUGGGAAGAACUGCUCGUUUGCGCAUGGGAAGUAUGAACUGAGACCCAUCGGAUUUGACGGCGAUUUCGAGGCAAAGAUAUCCGAGAACCCCAAAUGGAAAUGUCUAAUGUGUAACAUCUAUGUUCAAACGGGUCACUGCAAUCGAGUCAACUGCGACUUCGCUCAUGGCGAGCAAGAACUGAGAAACGAGUAUCCUGACAACACGAAGCCAAUGAAAGUGAACUACAAGACAGUUUUGUGCAAUAACUUCAAAUCGAGAGGAUACUGCUUCCACGAAGACGCCUGUAAUUUUGCGCAUGGAGAUCAAGAGCUGAACACGAUCAAAGACGCGGCGAGUACUCUUAAACUGAUGCGGGAUGGAAGCGCACUCAGAAAGAGACCCAAGACUUCGGAGGGUGCGGGCGUAUACGGUAGACUUGGUGGCGGUGCCGUAGGUGCGACAGGAGUGACUUCGGCGGCCGAAUCAUCGUCGGCAGACCAGAAAUUGUUUGCCGAGUUCCUGGCGUUCAAGAAGUUCAAGCAGCAGAGCGACAGUGCUGUUGCAGCAGCUCCUCCAGCUCCGACUCCGGCCCAGUACUACAACUCCACUCCCCAAUCUGCAAUGAACUCGACUAUCUCCUCAUACUACACUUCGAUUCUCCCGGGCCCUACUGAAGUAUCUAAUCAUCAGAGCCAGAACCAAGGGCUCUACCAUGCGGGUGGCUUCCGAAAGCUGACACAGACUGCUCCUGCUACUCAGAAUCCGAAUAAUCAGAAUGGAUUCAUGGAGCGACAAAGGCUUCAGUUUAGAGGGCAGCAGGCACAGCAGCCAGAGUUUGCUUAUUGAGAUGCACUUGGCUAAAAAAAACUUGCGAGUUUGCUUAUGGAGAUGCACUUGGCAUAAUAUUUUUUGAGAAGCUUUUACUGAGUUCGGAAGAAUCAAAGCUAUACUAUGUGCAAUAUAAACUCUAUCAUUGAUUAAGUCAUGAUUUAGCUCCUGAAAAUGUACCAUUCGAUUAUGUACUAUUGUAUGUAAUCUCUAUAAAUGCAUCUAAAUGUUGUAUAAAUUACUAAUUUUGGUGUAUAUUUUAUCUGUAUGUUUUAUUAAAUGUUAAUAAUAUACCUUUUUGGCGAUUGAAUGAAAACUUAGGAAAGCAAA
Symsagittifera roscoffensis is the source of this 1887-nucleotide messenger RNA. RefSeq names its product mRNA decay activator protein ZFP36L2-B-like. The transcript is spliced from 7 exons. Lineage: Eukaryota; Metazoa; Xenacoelomorpha; Acoela; Convolutidae. Bases 106 to 1575 code for a protein of 489 amino acids. Gene Ontology annotation, molecular function: mRNA binding; metal ion binding. The record is from RefSeq and is a predicted model, not a curated record.